GCUCUCGGUGCGGUCGAGGGAUGGCUCCCUAUUGGUCAGCCGUGUUGUGCGUGAUGAUGAUGAUGAUCUGGCGAUUGUUGCUCACUCACUUGCCGUGCCUUUACUCUAGCAAAGCAUAGAGGAUUUCAUCGGUAAAAUGAUCGCGCAAGGCAGAGAAGGCAACUGGAAGGACGUCGAGAGGGAGUUGCCAGAGUUGCGAGAGUGGAUCGGCAAAACUCCCUCCCUUUUCCUGCACGAGCUGAAGAGGAGGAAUGUGGUUACAGAAGAGGAGUACUGGAAGGCGUUUACAAUUCCCGACGCCGCCAAGCGCGAGGACUCAAUCCUGUUUCCGGUCAUGAGACGAGGGGAAGGCAAACGCCGAAAGCUGCUGGAGAUACUCAAACAACAGCGGAGCAGAGAACGGCAUUUUCUGGAUAUGCUGAAGACGAGCCAUUUGUGCUCGCCCACUCUGAACCCCAACUCGGCACAUCGACAGCUUCAAGUUUCUGCCGAUCUCAGCACAGUGACGUGGACCCAGGAAGAGCAGCCUUACUCUGAUCAUGCAGAAAGGUUUGAACAGUGGGAAAUAGUCCUCUGCUUUGAGACCUUUACGUCGGGUGACCACUACUGGGAAGUGGACGUGAGAGCCUCGGAAAACUGUUGCAUAGGCGUUGCACGUGGGUCAAUUCCUCGGAAUUGUCAAGAAAAGUCUGGCAGGCUGGGCUGGAACGACUCCUCUUGGGCGUUCGUUCAAUGGGAUUUUAAUUUCAAAGCAGCACAUGACAAACAACGCAAAACCAUUACAGAUGUUCAGCUUUUGGAGAGAGUCGGCGUUCGCUUGGACUUUAACGCAGGAAAACUUUCGUUUUACAACGCCAACACCAUGGAGCUGUUGCACUCAUUUGAUGACAUUCCAAGUGAGCCGCUCUGUCCGGCUAUGCAGAUGAAGUCGGGCUCAGUCACGAUUUACGAAGCUCAAUCAUUCAAGAACCUGACUGUCGAUGAGAGCAGAGAAGACAUUCAGAUUUGUGAUCACUUUGCAAAUGGUGGAGUUAAUCGCACACACAACACCGAUGCAGAGAAGGGUGACAGCAAAGAUGCAUUGCUCAGAACGACGACAGAGGAACCUCCGGUGGCACGAGAGUUGAUUGGUAGGAUCCCUGCAAUGCUACAUCGCGAGUUGCUCGUCCAGGGUCUCAUCACGCAGUCCGAGCUCUCAGAAGUCUAUUCGAUACCCCGCGCGUCAGCACGAGCUGACUUCAUCAUCAGCCGUCUCGAUAGCAAGCAGGAAGAGAGCCCGCAACUCAAAGGAAUUCUGCAUCAACAUUGUGAAAAGCAAGAGGCAUUCCUGAAAAUGAGGAGAGAAUCGAGCACUUGCUCGCCGACUCUGAACCCAAACACGGCACAUCGGAACCUCCAGAUUUCUGCCGACUUUAAAACCGUCAGGACCUCCACACGCACCCAACCUUACCCUGACAACUCAGACAGCUUCGACCUCUACCAACCGGUCAUUUGCUCUGAGAAAUUCUCAUUGGGUCAUCACUACUGGGAGAUGGACGUGAGAGGUUCUGAGAAAUUCAACAUCGGUGUCACCUAUGGCUCAAUACCACGGAAAGCUCAAUCAUUCAAGAACCUGACUGUGGAUGAGAGCAGAGAAGACAUUCAGAUUUGCGAUCACUUUGCAAACAGCAGAGACCAUCGCACAAACAACACCGAUGCAGAGAAGGGUGACAGGAAAGAUAUAUGGCUCAGAACGACGACGGAGGAACCUCCGGUGGCACGAGAGUUGAUCGGUAGGAUCCCUGCAAUGCUACAUCGCGAGUUGCUCAUCCAGGCUCUUAUCACGCAAUCCAAGCUCUCAAAAGUCUAUUCCAUACCCCGUAAGUCAGCACGAGUUGACUCCAUGAUAAGCCGUCUCGAUAGCAAGCAGGAAGAGAGCCCGCAACUCCGAGAGAUUCUGCGUGAACAUCGUGAAAAGCAAGAGGCAUUCCUGAAAAUGAGGAGCGAGUCGAGCACUUGCUCGCCGACUCUGAACCCAAAUACGGCACAUCGGAACCUCCAGAUUUCUGCCGACUUUAAAACCGUCAGGACUUCCACACACACCCAACCUUACCCUGGCAACUCAGACCGGUUCGACCACUACCGAGUGGUCAUUUGCUCUGAGAAAUUCUCAUCGGGUCGUCACUACUGGGAGGUGGACGUGAAAGGUUCUGAGAAAUUCAUCAUCGGUGUCACUUAUGACGCGAUACCACGGAAAGGUGAUGAUGAAGCCUGUAAAAUUGGGUGUAAUGAAGUUUCUUGGUGCCUUAAGAAAUGGGGCAAUGCCUACAAGGCGGUACAUAACGGGAUGGAAACAAAACUGUUGGUGCGAGAUGCUCCCAAAAGAGUCGGGGUUCACGUGGACUGGGAGGCGGGCGUCUUGUCAUUCUACAGCGCCGACUCCAUGUCGCUGCUGCAUCGAUUUCACGAAAAAUUUGAUCGAGAGCUGUACCCUGCAAUGGCCGUGCUGCGUAAAAGUCUCUCAAUAUGCCCGUUGCCUUACUUAGACGCUCGUUGUUAGAGAUGAGAGGCUCCUAUUCGAGGUUUGGUAAAUGCGCGGUUGGUAAAGUUAGAGGGGGCCUAUGGGUUGUAGGGGGUUAGGGGAACCACGGGUGUGGGUAGACUCGUCAUAGCUUAACUAAGGUGCCUGUUCAUUAACUAAACUAUGUUACAUUAUGAAUAAAAAAUGUAUAAAGAUAACAUAAACUUCGAUUUAAAGCUUUCGUGACUGCAAUGACUCAUCUUCUUUGGUUCUUUCGG
This is a messenger RNA of Petromyzon marinus (sea lamprey), 2778 nucleotides long. RefSeq lists its product as uncharacterized. Gene Ontology annotation, molecular function: protein binding. Lineage: Eukaryota; Metazoa; Chordata; Hyperoartia; Petromyzontiformes; Petromyzontidae. The record is from RefSeq and is a predicted model, not a curated record.